Molecule: messenger RNA, 1181 nt
Organism: Raphanus sativus (radish)
Lineage: Eukaryota; Viridiplantae; Streptophyta; Magnoliopsida; Brassicales; Brassicaceae
Product: nucleolin 1
Exons: 6
Coding region: 110-967 (285 amino acids)
Molecular function (GO): RNA binding
Source: RefSeq, a predicted model, not a curated record
CCAGAAGAAUAAGACGACUAUAAGUACCUUCCUCUUCAUUCUCUAAAAUCCCCUAAUCUGAAAAGAUAUCGCAAAGCGGCAGCCUAAGGAGUUAUAACAACAUCUCUCGAUGGACACGUACGCUAGCCAGGGAUCCACCGUCGAGAAACGUCCGUUAGAACGUGUGGGUGAUUUGCAACGCUUCUUGGAGUCGGUGAAUUUCCAAAGAUCCAGGGUUAGGAUGUCUGUUGAAGGAUUCAACCACAACCGACCUGAGGAUGAAAUCGAGAGUGAACUGAUCAAUCACUUCAAAUCAUGUGGCAAUCUCACUAGAGUUGAAGUUCCCACAGACCCUGUGUUCGAGAGUCGUGCUUUUGUUAAUUUUCUUGGACAUAAAGCAAAAGAGAAAGCGUUGCAACUUGAUGGAAGUUCUAUCGGUGAUUGGAAAGCUCGUGUUAAGUAUGCACCCGAGGAAGAAGAAGAGGAAUACCAGGUGGCAGUACGUUAUGAAAGGUCUCUGUAUACUGACCUAGCCAAUGACAAAAGAUUUUUUUUUGGCGUUGCCGUUUGGGGUUAUGACACUUCCCUUCCUGUAGAUGUCAUCGAGAGCAAGUUGAGAGCACAUUUCUCUUCUUGUGGAGUGAUAACACAUGUUUACGUUUGUCCUCCCGACAAGUCUACCAAUAUCUAUUUUUCCGAAUUACAAGGUGAAGCUAGUGCCCUGGAUCUUGAUGGAAGUCAAUUGGACGGAUUCAAAAUAACUACCGUGCGCGUAGCCACAGCCACGGCCAGAACUAACCCUAUCCUUGCCCCCGGUGAAUUAAAGAUGGUUGGCUAUAGUGUCCCAGCUCAUUAUAUUGAGUUUGCCAAGGAGAUCACUAAGAAGCUCAAAGAUUACAUGACUGAGUGGAGGGCCAAGGCUAGGAGGGAGAAGGUCAGGGCCCUUAUUAGGAAGCAGGAAGUUCAGGGCGAGGGUCAGGGCUCGUAAUAAGGAGAUCACCACGGCCAUGAUCAGGAUGGAGAGGGAGAAGGCAGUCCUUUUGAGAUGGAGAGGAUGUUCAUCUAAUAGAUUUCUCUCUCAAGGUUAUUAAUUAGAAGCUCUUUGGUGUUUAUCAAUCCUGUGAUAAUACAAUGCUACCUUCUUUAUCAGCCGUUUGUUUUGUGUGUGUGUUGUGGAUGAUAAGCUAAACUUAUUUAUCUUA